This is a messenger RNA of Corythoichthys intestinalis (scribbled pipefish), 1925 nucleotides long. Its product is annotated as ras-related C3 botulinum toxin substrate 1. Gene Ontology annotation, molecular function: protein kinase binding; GTPase activity; GTP binding. Gene Ontology annotation, cellular component: cell projection; cytoskeleton; cytoplasmic vesicle. The transcript has 6 exons. NCBI's taxonomy places the organism in Eukaryota, Metazoa, Chordata, Actinopteri, Syngnathiformes, Syngnathidae. Bases 10 to 588 code for a protein of 192 amino acids. The record is from RefSeq and is a predicted model, not a curated record. Gene Ontology annotation, biological process: motor neuron axon guidance; establishment or maintenance of cell polarity; regulation of cell shape.
GCUCCUCCGAUGCAGGCCAUUAAGUGUGUGGUUGUGGGUGACGGGGCUGUGGGUAAAACAUGCCUACUGAUCAGCUACACUACCAAUGCUUUCCCCGGAGAGUACAUCCCCACUGUCUUCGACAACUAUUCAGCCAAUGUGAUGGUAGAUGGCAAACCGGUGAAUCUAGGCCUCUGGGAUACGGCAGGACAGGAGGACUAUGACCGACUCAGGCCGCUGUCCUACCCGCAGACGGAUGUCUUCCUGAUUUGCUUCUCACUAGUUAGUCCUGCCUCUUUUGAAAAUGUCCGCGCUAAAUGGUACCCAGAGGUGCGACAUCAUUGCCCCAACACCCCUAUCAUCCUGGUGGGCACCAAGCUCGACUUGAGGGACGACAAGGACACCAUUGACAAGCUCAAGGAGAAGAAACUCGCGCCCAUUAUCUACCCACAAGGCUUGGCCAUGGCCAAAGAAAUAAGUGCCGUAAAGUAUCUGGAGUGUUCCGCUUUGACACAGCGCGGCCUUAAAACGGUGUUCGACGAAGCCAUCCGAGCGGUCCUGUGCCCACCGCCCGUUAAGAAGAGGAGGAGGAAGUGCCGAAUUUUGUAAAAGAAGGAAGCUUUGCUGCUUUCCUGAUGAUUCUUUUUAUUUCUUCUAUCAACGCUCUUGUUAGAGGCCCUUGUUAAACAAAAAAACUUUAAUUUUUAGUUUGAUCAAGAGCAUGGCUGCUUUAGUAAGUCCACUUUUUAAUAUUUAAUGUCAGGAUUCUGAAAUAAAGACCGAAGAUUUUUUCACAAAACAACACAUUUUUAUGUAGACAUUUUUACAUAAUAUAGAAAUUCCUGAGGCCUUCAUAACAUUGUUUUAGUCACAGACAUAUAUCCAGUUAAAUUAAUUCAUGGAAAUAAGUUAAGUUGAAGUGACUUGUGUAAUAACAGCUGCUACUGGUUUUGACGCUUGACUCAACAGUCUAGAUGAAGGUCGUUCAGUAUUUAAACGCUAAUUGUCGAAGGCUAUUAGUUGAAUUUCUUAUUUGAUUUUCCCGUAUUAACACAGUCAAAGCUUUUUAACUCGAUGGACGGCCAACUGCAUGAGUGUCUGGGAGUGAGCUGUGGUCGACAGCAGUUUCUGCCUGUCUUACAACGUCAUCGUCAACUGUAAACUUGAAGUUUUAUUUUUUUCUUUACGAGCAAUGAUCAAGUCAACUUCUGGACUCAUUUUGUUUCAGCAGAGCAGCAAAAGUGGAUUUAAAGUUUUGCCUAAUAUGGUAUAAUUUCACCUUUUGUAAGUAAAUAAAGUCAUGAAAAGUGCUAGUUUGGAGAAGUGACUUCAUGUUUGGUUCAAGGGCGUAGGUUUGCAUAGGGACUGUAGGGACAUGACAAUGCCAACCUUAUUUGCAUUAUAUAAUGAGCUCAGUGAUAUAGGUAAUUUAGAUUGUCUUUCCAUAUGUUGUAUGGAUAGAAUUGGCCCUAUCAUUAUUAAGUGAAUUCUCAUGUUCAGACUUAAAUUUUCCCCUUUUUACUUGCUUAAUGUGCUAGUCCAUUUUUUUCCCCUCCCCUUCAAACGCACGUUUGAUUGGCUGAUGACUAGACUGCCCCCCCCCAACAGACAUGCACACUCACAAAACCUUGACAGAAAUGCAUGUCAUGCAUGCCCCCUCCUACGCCCCCUUCAAAGGCUGAUAUUGGAAGUCUUUUUCGGCCAGCAGCAGCAGCCACCCACUGUAAGUAAUGUAAAAAGACAUCAAUGUUGUGGAGGUGGGGAACACACCAUUAAUUUUGCUGCUGAAAGUUCGACCUGCAUAAGAUUAAACUUUGAACUUGCUUACCAGCAAAACUCGAGUACACUGCGAAAACACACCUCUUUAAAACUAAUUAAAUUCCAUUGUCUUUGUUGUAAUUCUAAUAGAAAUAAGUGAAAUUAUCUGCCAGUGCUUCAAGUAAGUU